GCGGCCGGCGCGUCCCCGCGCGCCCCUUCCCCCUCCCGGCGACUUCCUGGUUUGCAGAAGGUGCAGGAGCGGCCGGGGCGGCCGGGGCGCGGGCACCGAGAGGCCCGGCUUCGGCGGCGGCGGCGGGGGCGGUGGCCACGCCGCUGCUGCUGCUGUCACAGAGAGGCUCGGGGGUGGGCAGGGAGGCGGGGAAGCUCCGGGGGCGCCGACGACAUGGACCCGGCGCGGCCGCCGCUGUGAGCGGCCUCCUGGGCGCGGGCGGGCGGCGCGACCCUCGGGCGGCGCUGGGCGGCGGCCACCGGCCCCACCGCGACAUGUAACCAUGGACUGCAGGAUCAAGGAAAAUCCAGAAAGAACCUUUGACUUGGUAUUGAAAGUGAAAUGUCAUGCCUCUGAAAUUGAAGAUCCUGUGGUACUGUGGAAAUUCCCAGAGGACUUUGGAGACCAGGAAGUACUACAGACCGUGCCAAAGUUCUGUUUCCCUUUUGACGUUGAAAGGGUGUCUCAGAAUCAGGUCGGACAGCACUUUACCUUUGUACUGACGGACAUUGAGAGUAAACAGAGGUUUGGAUUCUGCAGGCUCACGUCAGGAGGCAGAAUCUGCCUGUGCAUCCUUAGUUACCUGCCAUGGUUUGAAGUAUAUUACAAGCUUCUAAAUACUCUGGCAGAUUACUUGGCUAAGGAACUGGAGGACGAUUUGAAUGAAACUCUUGAAUCUCUGUAUAACCACCCAGUACCAAAGGCCAACACUCCUGUCAAUUUGAGUGUGAACCAAGAUAUAUUUAUUGCCAGUGAGCAAGUUUUGAAAGAUCAGCCCUCGGUAGUACCGCAUUCCUUCUUCAUUACCCCUGACGUAACUGGACUCCCAACAAUACCUGAGAGCAGAAAUCUUACUGAAUAUUUUGUGGCCGUGGAUGUGAACAAUAUGCUGCAGCUGUAUGCCAGUAUGCUGCACGAGAGGCGCAUCGUCAUUACCUCUGCUAAAUUAAGCACUUUAACUGCCUGUCUCCAUGGAUCCGCUGCUCUGCUGUACCCCAUGCACUGGCAGCAUAUAUACAUCCCUGUGCUUCCUCCGCACCUGCUCGACUACUGCUGCGCACCAAUGCCAUACCUGAUUGGAAUACACUCCAGCCUCUUGGAGAGAGUGAAAAACAAGUCAUUGGAAGAUGUGGUUAUAUUAAAUGUUGACACAAACACUUUAGAAUCACCAUUUAAUGACUUGAACAACCUCCCCAGUGAUGUGGUCUCGGCCUUGAAAAAUAAACUGAAGAAGCAGUCCACAGCUACCGGUGAUGGAGUGGCCAGAGCCUUUCUUAGGGCACAGGCCGCUUUGUUUGGAUCCUACAGAGACGCACUGAGAUACAAGCCUGGUGAACCCAUCACUUUCUGUGAGGAGAGCUUUGUGAAGCACCGUUCAAGUGUAAUGAAGCAGUUUUUGGAAACUGCAGUUAAUCUCCAACUUUUUAAGCAGUUCAUUGAUGGGCGACUGGCGAAACUCAAUGCCGGAAGGGGGUUUUCUGAUGUGUUUGAAGAAGAGAUCACCUCAGGAGGCUUCAGUGGAGGGAACCCGAGGUCAUACCAACAAUGGGUGCAUACAGUAAAGAAAGGAGGUGCUCUGUUCAACACAGCAAUGACCAAAGCAACACCUGCCGUACGGACAGCAUAUAAAUUUGCGAAAAAUCACGCGAAGCUGGGCCUGAGGGAAGUGAGGAGCAAGCUCAAGUCCAAGGAAAAUGAGGAAGAUUAUGGUCCCUGUUCUGGCUCUGUGCAGUAUACACCAGUUCACAUGGUGCACAGUGAGAAGGAAGAAACCCUACAGACACAUAAGACAGCCCAGGCUCGCUUAGAGAGGCCCCUCAAGACCCUCGAUGGUGCUCUCUGUGAUGCCAAUGAUGAUGACAUUGAGAGAGCCAGCAAGUUGUCUUCCGAGGAUGGUGAAGAAGCUCCAGCUUAUUUUUAUGAAAGUGAUGACUCUGCUGACCCCAGAGAGAAGAUCCCUUACUCUGGGGAAAUGGACUUACUGGGCGAGAUCCUUGAUACCUUGAGCACCCACAGCUCAGACCAGGGGAAGCUGGCAGCUGCCAAGAGCCUGGAUUUCUUUAAAUCAAUGGAUGAUAUUGAUUACAAACCCACUAAUAAGUCCAAUGCUCCCAGUGAGAACAACCUGUCCCUUCUAUGUGGGGGUUCCGGUGAUCCAGCCGGAUGGCAUCUGGGACAGGACGACAGCGUCCUCCAUGGCAGACACCUGCCUCCCUCGCCCCGGAAGCGGAUUUCCUCUAGCGGUCUGACAGAGUCUCUGUUCAUCUGGAAGGAGGAGAAGGGUGAAAAGCGCCGCAGCACCCACAGCAUGCAUGGCCCUGCUGUGGCGGGGAAGCCAGCUGCUCCCUCCGGCUUGGACUUCCGGCCAGCUCUCUCUGAGGUUUCCCAAACUGACCGAGAAAAAACGGAAAAGGAAAUGUUACCCCCGGUUUCUGACGAUCCCCUUGUCCCCAGCCUUGGGCGAUGUCCAUCUACUUCUGUUCCUUGGGAGAAAGAAGGAAAAGAAGCCAAAGAGACUUCAGAAGAACCCGGCCUGUUCCACGAAGUCGUGUCCCUAUGUCACUUGACGGCUGACAUUCAACAAGGCUACCAUGGCCCGGAGGAAAACACCAGUGGAAACAAAGCCUAAAUUGCCAAUCGGCAAUCAGUCAUUUGCAUCUAAGCUUCCUUUCUGGAGAUGUUUGGCAAUUCUAUGUAAUCUGUAUAGUAAGCAGAAUUAUUUGUAGGAAUGACAACUCUUACUACUAUUUAA
Ochotona princeps (American pika) is the source of this 2791-nucleotide messenger RNA. RefSeq names its product DENN domain containing 1B (gene DENND1B). Gene Ontology annotation, biological process: T cell receptor signaling pathway; endocytic recycling; endocytosis. The record is from RefSeq and is a predicted model, not a curated record. The coding region runs from base 323 to 2668 and encodes 781 amino acids. Gene Ontology annotation, cellular component: intracellular membrane-bounded organelle; cytosol; nuclear speck. Gene Ontology annotation, molecular function: phosphatidylinositol phosphate binding; guanyl-nucleotide exchange factor activity. The transcript is spliced from 23 exons. NCBI's taxonomy places the organism in Eukaryota, Metazoa, Chordata, Mammalia, Lagomorpha, Ochotonidae.